AUGUCAGAGGAGCCUCCCGCCACAGAGCAACAAAGCCGCAAGAGCUCGAAGACGUUCAGCAAAACGAUCGAAGCGAUCCAGCCAACUGACAGUCAAGACUGCGCCCUGCGGAUUUCUCGCUCCAUUAGCACAGUCAUGCCGUCGGAAGGACGGCCGGGCUCGUCCAGAUCCCGGUCGAGCUCUCCUGCAUUCAGUGUGGAUAGCGAUUGCUGGUUCGGUUCAGCAUCGCGGGCAAGAACUCCUAGCGCCUGCCCGUCGGAAGAUGAAGAGGUGACUUACUCACACCACUUCCACUUCAUGGUCAGUGCAACGAAAUCUUCUUUGUUGCGACGGCCAGAAGCUGCGCCUGACAAAGAGGACCAAGAGGCUCCGGCAAAGGCAGCUCCUAAGGGUGCAGCUGCCUCAGGAAACGUCGCCCAGAAGUAG
Molecule: messenger RNA, 426 nt
Organism: Symbiodinium natans
Lineage: Eukaryota; Dinophyceae; Suessiales; Symbiodiniaceae
Source: the annotation of a GenBank genome assembly